CAAACCCACGCGCUGCUCUAGGUCAGCUCUCAACCAAUGCCGGGCCCUUAAUAAAAUGCCAAGAACAGGGCGUGUGGCGCAUACCGCCGUUAGCCGCCGCUGCUUCACAAGCCACAGCUCGACCUCCGACGUCACAUUCCACAACAAACAGUGACGCCGCAUCAGCGAAAAUGCCUUCGUCACCUGCGCACGACGGUGUUGCUACUUUCGUCGCCCUCCGUGGUCUCUCAAGGAACGAUAGACAACCGCGGGACAUUAUGCAGAGUAUGCUCACGAGUGCGCGCUGUGCCGUUCAGUGAUGAAGUGUGUUCCGGUGCUACUGUACGGGUGCUGCCUGUUGCUACGAUCGUGGGUCGACUCGUGGGACCUUCGAUCGAUCGGCAUCGAUCAGUUCGAGGUGCGCCACGUAUCACUCUACCGUAAUCGUGCCUUUCUGGCCAUCGAAUCCGCCACCUCGAAUGUGUCACUAGUGGAGGCCUCUUGGCCGGAGAAUCUGCCCGGUUAUAACCACCGACCACGGGUACUGUCGGAGGAUGCCGAUACGGAAACGUGCUGGGCCCUACAGAGCGUCCUUUGCACCGAUGUCGAUCGUCUGGCACGACUUUGGGUGUUGAGUGGACCGGGCAAAGAUGCACGCCGAUGCCCUCCGAAACUCCUCAUCCGCAGUUUGCUUACGCCACAGACUACGGCCGAGAUUCAGCAUCGGUUUCGUCGCGAUCUGCCACCGCUGCAGACGCUCGUCGUCGAUCCAGUCCCAGCCUUCGAUGGUGAUACGCGCGCCUACAUCACGCUGCACGAUCAGGACUAUCUGCUGCUCUACUCCCUGUACAAACAAUCGACGGGAAUACUUCGCUUCGAGAAGAACGAUCUCACGUCCCUGCACCCGAUCUCACUGUCGGAGCUAACGAUCAACCACAACCAGCUGUACGUGGCGGAUACGGUGAACGAUCGGUUGUUUACGCUCCCGAUACGGAACCUACGCCAGCUCGCCUUCCCGGAGGAGGACGGCAUCGAGCGGAUCAUCCUGAAGACGACGAUCAAGUACAUGGGGCAGCUGCUGGGGCAUCCGAGCGGGCUGCGGCUAGACUGUCGGGACAAUCUGCUGUACAUAUUGCCGCGCGAUGGUGCGAUCGUCGCGUGGAGCGCACACCGAUCGCUGAAGGCCGAAAACCAUCGUGUCGUCUUUCAGCAGAGCGAUCCGAUCGCUCAGAUCAUACGCGGUGUCGCGGGCAAAGCAUGGGCCGUAUCGGCAGACUAUGUGUCGCCGGCGACGCGUCGCCAUUGCGUGAAGUUGAUCGUGUAGCAGCUGAUCGCGGUAGGCGUCGGCAUUGAGUCGGCCGGGCACAUUGAACCUGUGAUAGGAGCGUUGCGUGUGAGGUUAUGUUAGUUGUGAAGUUGUCAUUUGUUUUGCUGAUUCAAAUACAGAUUUUCCAUUG
Molecule: messenger RNA, 1436 nt
Organism: Anopheles darlingi
Lineage: Eukaryota; Metazoa; Arthropoda; Insecta; Diptera; Culicidae
Exons: 3
Coding region: 299-1303 (334 amino acids)
Source: RefSeq, a predicted model, not a curated record